GCCGCUACCGUCUCCUCAGGCUCGUGGCGGGCGGUCCUGGAGCGCCGAGUGGCGCUGGGGAAGCGGCUCUUCCUUUCGUGACCGCCGCCGCCAUCUCCGCGUUUUCGGGGCGGGAAGGAGGGGGUGCUCAGGGCUGCAGCUGGAGCGGGCUCCUCUCCGGGGACGGUCCUCUCCUUGCUCUGCUUUGCCUCCUCCCGGCGCCGCCCGCCCCCUGCGCCCUCCGCGUGCAGCUCGGGCCCGGGAGGGGGAAGGUAGGGGCGGCGGGGGGGCCGGGAGAGGCCGGGGAACGGACACACACCCCGAGGAAAGUCCUAGAUCGCAGCGCCCCGGAACCCAGGGUGCACCCCGGCCGGGCCCCCGCAGUAGCCGAGGCAGGAAGGGGCUCCGGCGGGGACGCGGGGGCGGCGUGGCGGGGGCGGGCCUGGGUGUCCCGGCGCUAAGUUGUGGGGCACGGCGCCUCCAGGUCCAGUUCCUCCUUCAGUGCGCGCGCUCCUCGCUGCCAGCGCUGCACGCUCGGCCCUGGAGCCGCGGAACCCGCGCGUUCUCUGGGCGCCGAGGACACGCCUGCCCUUGUCGAGAAAACUUUUCCUGCCGACUCAGUCGUGGCGGCGGUGGCAGGAAGUCGGGGCAGCGACCUCUCCUCUGCCGGCUCCGCGCGCCCUACCGGGUGUCGGUCCCCAGCAGGAAAGCAAGUUUGUGGGGACCCUUUCCUGGCUGCUCAGGAGUCCGUCUCGCAGGGACGGCCAGCCCCGGGGAGGGCAGCGGAGGGCUUAGGCCGAGGGCGCGUGGUGGCUCCGGGAAACGAGGUGCGGAGCGCGGCCGGGACUCGCGCUGUAGAGCGCGAAGGGUGUGCAGCCCGGAGCAGAGAGCCUUCGGCGAUCGCCGGCUGGAGUCGCCAGUCCUCUGCCUCUUUCGUGUGAGGACCGUGUCCUGGCCCCGAGUCUAUCGAGGAAAAAAAUGAAGUUAAGUCGCCAGUUCACCGUGUUCGGCAGCGCGAUCUUCUGCGUCGUAAUUUUCUCACUCUACCUGAUGCUGGACAGGGGUCACUUGGACUACCCUCGGGGCCCGCGCCGGGAGGGCUCCUUCCCGCAGGGCCAGCUUUCAAUAUUGCAAGAGAAGAUAGACCAUUUGGAGCGCUUGCUAGCUGAAAAUAAUGAGAUCAUCUCAAAUAUCAGAGAUUCAGUCAUCAACCUGAGCGAGUCUGUGGAGGACGGUCCGAAAGGUUCACCGGGCAAUGGCAGCCAGGGCUUGGCACGCCUGCUUUCCUCACAGUCAGCCCUCCAGGUUGACCCCAAGGACUGUCUGUUUGCCUCACAGAGUGGAAGCCAGCAUCCAGAUGUGCAGAUGUUGGAUGUUUAUGAUCUGAUUCCUUUUGAUAACCCAGAUGGUGGCGUUUGGAAGCAAGGAUUUGACAUUAAGUAUGAAGCUGAUGAGUGGGACAGUGAGCCCCUUCAAGUUUUUGUGGUGCCUCAUUCCCAUAAUGACCCAGGUUGGUUGAAGACUUUCAAUGACUACUUUAGAGACAAGACUCAGUAUAUUUUUAAUAACAUGGUCCUAAAGCUGAAAGAAGACUCAAGCAGGAAGUUUAUAUGGGCUGAGAUCUCUUACCUUUCAAAGUGGUGGGAUAUUAUAGAUAUUCCGAAGAAGGAAGCUGUUAAAAGCUUGCUACAGAAUGGUCAGCUCGAGAUUGUGACGGGUGGCUGGGUUAUGCCUGACGAAGCCACGGCACAUUAUUUUGCCUUAAUUGACCAACUAAUUGAAGGGCAUCAAUGGCUGGAAAAAAAUCUAGGAGUGAAACCUCGGUCAGGUUGGGCCAUAGAUCCUUUUGGACAUUCACCUACAAUGGCUUAUCUUCUAAAACGUUCUGGGUUUUCACACAUGCUCGUCCAGAGAAUCCAUUAUGCCGUGAAAAAACACUUCUCUUUGCAAAAAACCCUGGAAUUUUUUUGGAGACAGAAUUGGGAUCUCGGAUCCGUCACAGAUAUUUUGUGCCACAUGAUGCCCUUCUACAGCUAUGACAUCCCUCACACCUGUGGACCUGACCCUAAAAUAUGCUGCCAGUUUGACUUUAAGCGGCUCCCUGGAGGCAGAUAUGGUUGUCCCUGGGGAGUCCCACCAGAAGCAAUAUCUCCUGGAAAUGUGCAAAGCAGGGCUCAAAUGCUACUAGAUCAGUACCGGAAAAAGUCCAAACUUUUCCGUACUAAAGUUCUCCUGGCUCCUUUGGGAGACGAUUUCCGGUUCAGUGAAUACACGGAGUGGGAUCUGCAGUACAGGAAUUACGAGCAACUAUUUAAUUACAUGAACUCUCAACCCAAUCUUAAUGUGAAGAUUCAGUUUGGAACUUUAUCUGACUAUUUUGAUGCACUGGAAAAAGCAGCUGAGAAGAGUGCCCAGUCCCUGUUCCCUGUCCUGAGUGGAGACUUCUUCACUUACGCCGACCGAGACGAUCAUUACUGGAGUGGCUACUUCACAUCCAGACCUUUCUACAAACGCAUGGAUAGGACCAUGGAAUCACGUCUCCGGACUGCUGAAAUUCUUUACCAUUUGGCUUUGAAGCAAGCUCAGAAAUACAAGAUAAAUAAGUUCCUCUCAUUACCACACUACACAACACUGACAGAAGCCAGAAGGAACUUAGGACUAUUUCAGCAUCAUGAUGCCAUCACAGGAACUGCGAAAGACUGGGUGGUCGUGGAUUAUGGUACCAGACUCUUUCAGUCACUAAAUUUUUUGGAGAAGAUAAUUGGAGAUUCUGCAUUUCUCCUCAUCUUAAAGGACAAAAAGAUGUACCAGUCUCAGCCUUCUGACACCUUCUUGGAGAUGGACACGAAGCAAAUUUCACAAGAUUCUCUGCCAAAAAAAACUGUGAUACCACUGAGUGCACAGGAGCCCAGGUAUCUCGUGGUCUACAAUCCUUUUGAACAAGAACGGGCCUCAGUGGUGUCCGUCUGCGUGAACUCCGCUGCAGUGCAAGUGCUGUCUGAUACAGGAAAGCCCAUGGAGGUUCAAGUCAGCGCAGUCUGGAAUGAUGCGAGAACCAUUUCACAAACAGCCUAUGAGGUGUCUUUUCUAGCUCAUAUACCACCCCUGGGAAUGAAAGUGUACAAGAUCGUGGAAUCACAGAGUUCGAGUUCACACAUGGCUGACUAUUUCCUGUAUAAUGGUGGCAUAGCAGAAAAUGGAAUAUUCCACGUGAAGAACAUGAUAGGUGUGGGGGAUGCUAUAACUAUAGAGAAUUCCUUCCUUGCGCUCUGGUUUGACCGAUCUGGGCUUAUGGAGAAAGUGAGAAUGAAAGAAGACGGUAAACACCAUGAAAUGAAGGUGCAGUUUCUCUGGUAUGGAACCACAAGUAGAAGAGACAAAAGUGGUGCCUAUCUCUUCUUGCCCGAUGGGCAGGGCCAGCCAUAUGUUUCCCAUCGGCCGCCCUUUGUCAGAGUGACACAUGGAAGGAUCUAUUCGGAAGUGACCUCCUUCUUUGAACACGUGACUCAUACAGUCCGACUGUACAAUGUACAGGGAAUAGAAAGGCAGUCGGUGGAAGUUUCGAAUAUUGUGGACAUUCGAAGUGUGCAUAACCGUGAGAUUGUAAUGAGAAUUUCAUCAAAAAUAAACAGCCAAAAUAGAUUUUUUACCGACCUGAAUGGAUACCAGAUUCAGCCUAGAAGGACAAUGAGCAAAUUGCCUCUUCAAGCCAACGUUUACCCAAUGAGCACGAUGGCGUACAUCCAGGAUGCCGAGCACCGGCUCACACUGCUCUCUGCUCAGUCCUUAGGCACUGCCAGCAUGGCUUCUGGUCAAAUUGAAGUCUUCAUGGAUCGAAGACUCAUGCAAGAUGAUAACCGUGGCCUUGGGCAAGGCGUCCAUGAUAAUAAGAUUACAGCUAAUUUGUUUCGAAUCCUGCUGGAGAAGAGAAAUGGUGUGAACAUGGAAGAAGAGAAGAAGAGUCCAGUCAGUUAUCCCUCCCUCCUCAGCCACUUGACUUCGUCCUUCCUCAAUCAUCCCUUCCUCCCCAUGGUACUAAGUGCCAAGCUCUCCUCGCCCACUGUCGAACUGCUGAGUGAGUUGCAUCUGCUUCAGUCAUCUCUACCAUGUGACAUCCAUCUGGUUAACCUGCGCACAAUACAGUCAAAGAUGGGCAAAGACUAUUCAGAUGAGGCAGCCUUGAUCCUCCACAGAAAAGGGUUCGAUUGCCAGUUCUCCAGUAGAGGCACGGGGCUCUCCUGUUCUACUACUCAGGGAAAGAUGUCAGUCCCAAAACUUUUCAACAAGUUUGCUGUGGAAAGUCUCACCCCUUCGUCACUGUCCUUGAUGCACUCGCCCCCAGAUGCCCAGAAUAUAAGUGACAUCACCCUGAGUCCCAUGGAAAUCAGCACAUUCCGAAUCCGCCUGAGGUGAAACUGACUGCCGGAUUUGAGUGGAGAAACUCUGGCUUGUAACCUUCCUUGGUUUCUACGUGCAAUAACUAAGCACAUUACUUUAGCUUCUGGCUACUGUGAGAACAUGAAUUCUGUGAUUUUUUUUUUUUAAACAGUCUAGUAAGAAAAGAAGAAAAAGCCAUGCUUUCAAAAAGGUUUCUUUUUCUAAGUUUGUCCACAAACUGCCGCCAUCAGUGUGAACUGGUGUUACAAAAAUGAAGACUUACAGAAAGACAACCCCUCAACAGACUGUAUCUCAGGUUAAAUGCUAGCUAAGUAUGUUUGCGUUGAGGGUUGUAUAGAGAUUCUUAAAGAUAUCCACGUUUCAGAUCAUUAGUUUUAUAAAAAAAAAAAAAAAAAGAAUACCCAUUUGAAAAUAGAAAGAAAAAAAAAGUUGGUGGGUAAUAGUUUAAUGACCAAAAUAGUUGUAAUCAUUGAUCAUUGCUACAAAUUUAAAUUUUUUGUGUGCUUAAAAACAUGUGGAAAAGUGCAAUCCCUCAACCCUUCCGAUAAAUGUAGUUCAUUUCCAUACUCUUUCCCAACGAACCUCUUGACUGCCCUUUCCUUCCCCCACAGUUAAAACAAUAGCUGAUUUUUUAGUCAUUCACCAGUAGAAACAGAGGCAUAUUUUCAUUACUUGACAAUGUGGGAUCGGUGCAAUUUAUUCCAUUGUCACAGAAACAGAAGAAGCAAUUCCAUUUUAGGUACCACAAGGUGUCUUUUUACACAGCUCAUUUGAAUACAGGUGUUCCAAGGUGGGGUUUUCUAUUUUUAAAUUACCAUAUCAAAAAUAAAUGUGCCUUAUUUUUUUAUAAGUCUUGUUAAAUCUUUUGGUGUCCAUAUUACUGUUUGGGAAGGGGAGGGGUGUUGGGAGGCCGGGGCAGGGGGUCGGUACUUUCUAUGACACAUAAAUUAUGUAAUUUUUUUGCUUGAUAAUGCUGGCCACGUUCUGAUCUAUUUCAUUAAAUUUGUGGUGGUGUUACUCGAAACAUUUUGACUAUUUGAAUGUACUGAGAUGUCAGAAAACAAAACAAGGAAGAAAAAUACUGUUAAUUAAAAUAUGCUGCUGCCAAGGAAACUGCAACUUGAAGCGAGGAUUUCAUAACACACGAGAUCCAAAUCCUGUUUGCAUUUCACAGUAGUUAACCAUAUUAAAGAGAGAAGGCUUUAAAAUAGACUAUUUUCAAGUCCACUGCGCGUAGCUCAUCUUGAUGUAUCUUACUAAAGCGUAUGUUCCAAACUUUUGUGUGUAGUGAACUCAGUGUGUCAUUCUCGCCCAUGUGCCAUCACAGGACGUUUAAGUUAAUUUGAGGUCAUUGUUUCUUUAAUGUAACAAGUGUAUUUAAUGUCAGCAAAGAAAGAAUUCUCUGGCUGUGUACACUUUUGAAAAGUUCUCUUCAGUGUCUUAACCUGGUUUAGUAUUAUCUGAUGUAAACUUCUGUUUACCUCCUGUCAUUCCAAUCCCCUUAUGGAGACAGUCAUUUCUGCCUCGCCAUUUAUUCUGAUAGUCAUCUGGAUUUUGACUCAAGAUGCAGCUCCUACGUUCACUGUUCUGUUCUGCUCAUAAACUCCUCUGCCUAUAAUCAUUAAGGGAACAAUGCCAGAGCUAACAACCAUACUGCAAGGGUGUAAUUCCAUGCAAUAAGCAUGCGCUGUGCAUUCCCUUCCUCACUUGUUGGGGAAUAAGCAACUAAAAUACAAGAAAACGGCUUUCUUCUGUAGACCUCUACAGACACUGACUAGGAUAGUUGGGAGCAGAUCCCAGGAAUAAUACCACAAGCAUUCUUGGCUUUUCUUAAGGGUGUCCCUUCCUGUGGAUGGUCACUGUGUUCUGUGGUUAAGUGGCUGUACUUAAUCACCAUGGAAAUCCUGAUGAGACGAAAUGAAAGCUGAUGCAAUAAAAAUGGAUCUGCCCUGUGUUGGUCGGGGUCUCACUCAGUAAGCACUGUUCCCACCAGCUAUUGACUCACAAGUGAAGCAGAAAUUCUCUUGAACCAGCAAAUUUCUGCUUUUUGGAGUUAUUUUCAGACUACAACAUCAGGGAAAUGAAGAAGAGGGUUUUUUUUGCUUUGGGUUAUAGUCAAGAUCUAACUAAAUAAUUGAGUUUCUCUGGCACCCAUGAACAACCGGCCAUGUUUCAGUCAUGACCUCAGUGGUCUGUCUGGUUAGAUUUUAUUACACAUAUCGUCACAAAUGUUCAGUGGACCAAGUCGUUACUUCACUGCUCUCUCCCUACUUCUUGAAAUUUUAAUUUUGUUUAUUGGGUGCAUUGUUCAAAUAUCAGCAUUCUUGUUUUCUGGAAGUAUUGAUUUAAAUAAAAAUGCUGUAAGAUGUUAUAAAACAUUGUAAUUAUCUCCCAGUGUCUGUACUUGUGAUGAAAAUGUUUUCCCAGUCCUUUGUCUAGCAGGAAAUGUUUACUUUCAUUUUGAUUAUUUUGCUCAUUGAAAUCAACAGGUUUUGAUAUUUUUCUCUUGGAAGAUUUUUAUAACUUUUUGGGAAUAUGUAAUAUAAGAUCUCUAAUAAAAUAUAAUCUUAUCCUGUG
This is a messenger RNA of Chionomys nivalis (European snow vole), 6954 nucleotides long. It is a transcript of the gene Man2a1, whose product is annotated as mannosidase alpha class 2A member 1. Gene Ontology annotation, biological process: protein deglycosylation; N-glycan processing; mannose metabolic process. The record is from RefSeq and is a predicted model, not a curated record. Gene Ontology annotation, cellular component: Golgi membrane. Bases 958 to 4392 code for a protein of 1144 amino acids. The transcript has 22 exons. Lineage: Eukaryota; Metazoa; Chordata; Mammalia; Rodentia; Cricetidae. Gene Ontology annotation, molecular function: carbohydrate binding; alpha-mannosidase activity.